Molecule: messenger RNA, 5160 nt
Organism: Nerophis ophidion (straightnose pipefish)
Lineage: Eukaryota; Metazoa; Chordata; Actinopteri; Syngnathiformes; Syngnathidae
Gene: vax2
Product: ventral anterior homeobox 2
Exons: 3
Coding region: 631-1530 (299 amino acids)
Biological process (GO): brain development; neuron differentiation; central nervous system development
Molecular function (GO): DNA binding; DNA-binding transcription factor activity, RNA polymerase II-specific
Source: RefSeq, a predicted model, not a curated record
GGUGCCUUCCCCAGUAAAGUGGCCCUUCAAAUGAAAACAUGCAGUCUGCUCCAGCGGCGCUGAGGUGUUGAGUCGACCUUGUAGCACACAACCAAGUCAGACCUGACGUUCGGUUUCUCUCUGAUCUACAUACCGAACUGGUCCACUUCCUGUUCCUGCCCCCCUGCCCCCCUGCCCCCCAACCCCUCCUCCUCGAAUGCAAGAAUUUUAAGUGACAUCAGGAGAACCCCAGAAAAUGACUGACCUACUCUCCAUUUAGUGUGUGAGUGUGUGUUUGUGGGUGUGUGUGUUUGUGGGUGUGUGUGUUUGUGUGGCACUUCUUCGCGCCAAGGAUCCAGCCAGCCCCCCCCCCCCUCCCCCCAAUCUAACCCCCCUUUCACCUUCCAGUCUGACUUCCCCGUCCACCUCCAGGCUCCUCCAUUGAGCUGCUCUCCUCGGCACAGCUGCCCAGACCGGACUUCCGCGUCAUGCCGACACACCUGAGGUCCAGUCCGGCUCUGAGGCAGGACGGUUUGCCUGGUCUGUGAGUGGACCCACUGGUUCCGUCCAGGAGGAGAGGAGGGCAUGCCCCCGCUCACAAAGAGGACAAGAACAAGAAGAAGUAUAUAGGCUCACAUCCUCCGCAGCUUCAUGUUCGACCAGGCGGCGAUGGGCGAUCGGAACCAUCGCUGUGGGCCCAAGCCGCUGUGUCCGGACAGGCUGGGCACCAAAGGCCGGUCCCCGGUCCACAGCUCCUCCGACACCCCGGGGACAUCCUCGUCCACGCCGACGUCUUCCAGCGAGGACGGCCACGACAAACUUUUAGGAGUGGACCCAGAGUACUGCCGGAGGAUCCUUGUGAGAGACGCCAAAGGAACCAUCAGGGAGAUCGUACUACCCAAGGGACUCGACCUGGACCGGCCUAAGCGCACACGGACUUCUUUCACGGCCGAGCAGCUGUAUCGCCUGGAGCUGGAGUUCCAGCGGUGCCAGUAUGUUGUGGGCCGCGAACGGACUGAACUUGCCCGCCAACUGAACUUGUCUGAGACUCAGGUCAAGGUGUGGUUCCAAAAUCGUCGGACCAAGCAGAAGAAGGACACCACCAAGGAUUCGGACAAACGCUGCUCCUCUUCAUCCGAGUCUUUGGCCACCUGCAACAUCCUGCGUUUGCUGGAGCAGGGCCGCCUCCUGUCGGGCCCGGCUCCGCCCCCUAACCCGCUCCUAGGGCCCCAGCCACACCCGGCCAAUGGGGUUCUGCUGAGCAGUCCCAUCGGUGGCCCCUCAAAUUCCCCCGGCCUCAGCGGAAGCAGUCCCUCCAGCUCCCUCCAGGGGGCCGCCUAUGGGCUGUCGCUGCCCCCGCUGGGCGGCACCCCGGUUUCCCCACGGCUAGCCGUCCCACCACCGCAUUCCCUCUGCUUCUCCAUGCCUCUGCUGGGCGGAGCACAUCACGAACUGACCUCCGCCUACAGCUGCGGGUCUUCGGCCUUUGAGCCGUACCUUAGGAUGGACAGGAAGGAGACGGAUCUGGGCGGCAAGAAAACUGUUUCCUAAAAUGACUUCCGGGUUACGGCAAGUACACUACACGAUGAUGGCAGCCGAGCGCUGACCGGGGCACCGUGUGACUGUCAGAUGAUGAAAAAAACAAACAAAAAAAAAACAAACUUGAUGGCACGUUCACACACUCGCGAUGGUGUUUUAAUGUGUGUGAGUGUGUGUGAGUGUGUGUGUGUGUGUGUCAGGAUAAAAAGAACCAGAAUGCAAUCCAGGACAGAAUCAAAUGUUUUGAUGCUGUCCCAAUAUGGAUACAAAAAAGUAAGAGUAGCAUUUAAAUGUGUUAUUUAAAAUGUUUGUGGUCCAGCAGUAGAUUGUGUAAUUUCUUGCUUUGCUCGUGUCUUGUGUUUGGACUAACUUAUUGUGGUAGAACCUGGACCAUCUAGCUCUCAUAGUCUCAGUGUAGUUCUGGUCCACUUGGUAGUGUGCCAGCUCCUCCUUCAUGGCGACUUUGCUUUAACGAGCCACACACAACAGAAGAACACGUUUAAUGUCUGCUAGGGGUGUAACGGAAUACACGCCAUUGUCGUGGUUAGCUACAGGUUUAAGGCCAAGGGAACAAAAUGAAACAUUAUUUUUCAAACCACAAACUUAAUAGAGCUUCUCACAAUAUUACCACCUUAUUCUUGUCUGAAUUGAGUUUGUAUUAAUUGCAACUUUUAUCUUGUAAAAUUACAAUAAUCUGUUGGAAAAUUCAUAAUUUUUCGGAUAGUGUUCUAACUUUUUUCCCUCAUUGCAUAAUUUUCUCUUGAUGGGAUUGCAUUUUCUCUCAAUGAAGUACAGCUUAGUAAAACUUUUUCCUCAUUUUAUUAAGGCUUUAAAUAUUUUAUUCUUUCUAGUAAUUUGUUUACAAUUAUUGUAUAUUCUAACAUUAAUCUUGUAUCAUUGCAAUCUUUUUUUGUAAAACAAUUACUUUGUUCUCCUAAUAAUCUGACUUUAAUCUUUUAAACUUGUUAAAAUAUAUCCAAUAGUUUACAAAGUUUAUUUUUAAGAAAUUGCAACAGUAAGAGCUUGAACAAUGUGAACGGUUAUUUUAUUUUUAGUGGAGGAAAGUUUCCUAUGGGCUGAAUAGCAGAAUUAUUUUUUCCAUCUUCUAGCCUUGUUCCUAGUGAACAAUGGUGGCUCACUGCUUUCUUCUUAUCCACUUGUAUUUGUCCUAUUGCUUAUAAUGCCGGGAAUGCUAAGUGUUCCGAAAUAGAAGACUUAAACCGAGGGAAAAGGUUUUCAACCUUUGGCUUCUCCUUGGCACUAUAACUAGCCAUGACUUUAGCUAACCAAAGGCUGGACAGCACUGUUUUUGUUUACUGAGUCGACACGUGGGCAGUAAUAGGCAGUUAUACUUCCUGUCCCUCAUUUAGACUGAAUCCCAGUUCUCUCCAUUAACUUCUCGUUUGCCUAACCCCCAGCCCUCACCUCUCAAACCAUAGGACCAAGACGUAAUGGUGCCCAAAAAUGUGAAUUCUGAAACUACAUUUGCUGCAUAAUUGUUUGAGAUGCAUCAACUUGAAGUGAAGUCUGUUUUCUGCUAGUUUUGAUUGAUUGAUUGAAACUUUUAUUAGUAGAUUGCACAGUACAGUACAUAUUCCGUACAAUUGACCACUAAAUGGUAACACUCUAAUAAGUUUUCCAACUUGUUUAAGUCGGUGUCCACGUUAAUCAAUUGAUGGUAAGUCUGACAACUUAGUUUUCAAGCUGCAGCUAGAUCAUAUGUCGAGCGAUUUUAAAAUGAAAACAACAUUCUAAUCAUGGUUAAUUCAAAUUAAUAAAGUAGAUUAGCCAUCUUAUCUUUCAUGAAAUGUACUAAUUGUAGUAAAGUCAGUUUCUGCUUGUCUGACAUAGCUACAGCCAUACUUGCCAACCCUCCCAGAUUUUCUGGGAGACUCCCGAAAUUCAGCGCCCUCCCGAAAACCUCGCGGGACAAAUUUUCUCCCAAAAAUCUCCCGAAAUUCAGGCGGAGCUGGAGGCCACGCACCCUCCUACUCUAAGCGGACCUGAGUGACGCGUCGACAGUCUGUUUUCACGUCUGCUUUCCCACAAUAUAAAGAGCGAGCCUGCCCAAUGACGUUAUAACUGUAGAAUGAUCGAGGGCGAGUUUUUGGUUUCUUACGUGGGUUUAUUGUUAGGCAGUUUCAUUAACGUCCUCCCAGCCCGGUAAAAACCCACAACAACAGCAGUCACAUUUUCGUCUACCGUAAAGCAGUUCGUCUGCCGUAAACUCCAAUGUUGUGAACUUGUGUCACUCUUAAACAGUACAAUACUGCCAUCUACUGUACAUAGAAUAGAAUAGAAUGUAGAAUAGAAUGUACUUUUAUUUAAUUCAGCACCACAGUUCGCUCACAAUAAACAAUGAUAAUAAUAAAUAAUGUAAUAUAUAUAAUAUACUAUAUACAUAGUAUAUAAUAUAUGAAUAAUAUAAAUAUAUUCUACAUAUAUUCUACAUUUAAGUGCAGUCAAGGAACAUAUGCAUUAUACAGUCUGAUGGCUGUCGGUAUGAAGGACCUCCUGUGUCGUUCCAUGUUACAUUUUGGGAGUCUGAGCCAAUGAGUAGAUGAGUGUUAUGUGUGUGUAUAUGUGUAAAUAAAUGAACACUGAAAUUAAAGUAUUUCUUUAAUAUAUAUAUAUAUAUAUACAUAUAUAUAUAUAUAUAUAUAUAGCUAGAAUUCAUUGAAAGUCAAGUAUUACAUAUAUGUGUAUAUAUAUAUAUAUAUAUAUAUAUAUAUAUAUAAUGUAUAUAUAUAUUUAAUAUAUAGUAAAUAUUUGACUCUUAACCACGCCCCGAACCACGCUCCCCGCUCCUCCCCCGACCACGCCACCCCCACCUCCUGAAAUUGGAGGUCUCAAGGUUGGCAAGUAUGGCUACAGCUGUGGUUGCUAGCUUAUAUGAUGAGCGAUUUUAAAAUGAAUAACAACAUUCAAAACAUAGCUAAUGUGAUUUCUGAAAGUAAAUUAGUUGUCUAAUCGUUUAUGAAAUGUAGCAAAUUAUAUUAAAGUCUGUUUACUGCUAGUCUGGCAACUUAGUUUAUGAGCUACAGUCGCGUUAGCUAGCAUGUAUGAUGAGUGAUUUUAAAACAAAAAACAUUCAAAACAUGGCAAUAUUUUUGUGGCGUAGCAAAGAAUUGAAUACAUGAUAAAAUAUGACUGUCAUUACUAUUAAUAUCAAUAACGCCUAAAAUUACUUCAUGGCUCAUUACAAAGUGUGGUCGGGACCACGCAUUUCAUUUUGAGGAUUUAACUCUCUUUGACACUGAGCCUUUCCGUUACACUUAAAGAAGAAUUGGGACACCACUUUCAUGAUGUAAACCCGCAAAACCAAGUGCAAAGGGGUAAGACAAAGGGUAUGGGAGAGAAUUGGAAUUCAGCAUUAAUAAGUACUCUGUGUAAAAUUGGUAUGCCUCUGUACCGACGUGAAUGUUCCAUCCGUGAAAAUCGGAUUACAGACACAUGUACCCUUAUACCCCUAGAUUACAGACACAUGUACCCUUAUACCCCUAGAUUACAGAACCAUGUACCCCUAUAUCCCUAAUUUAUAGAACCAUGUACCCUUAUACUCCUUGAUGACAGACACAUGUACCCUUAUACCCCUAGAUUACAGUCACAUGUACCAUUAUAUACCUAGAUUACAGAACCAUG